CAAAAAUAAAAUGGUUAUACAACGGGGUUGGAAAAUAUUAAGUGAUACUGGCUCGACUUCAGCUUCUUCAACAGAGGCAAAUAGAUCUCCAAUGGGUGGUUUAAAUUCUUCCUCAGAUGAUUCAAACUGUUCCAAUCAAACUACUCAUUCCAUGGUCACAAGUGUGGCCAGUCCUCCAAAUAGUUCAGUUAAAAUUGAAACGUCGUCAAUAACUUCCAACAACUCCAAUCACAAUAAUACCACCAACACCAACCAUCAUCAACAACAACCACACACCGAAACCAUGAAAUUUAUUACAACACCGCAAAUGGCGGAAAAUACUUUGCAAAAAUUGCGCCAACGUUUUUCCAAUACCACACCAUUGACAAGUUCUUCUUCUGAGUCCGCUAUGCGUUCUUUGGAACUGGUACGGAUUGCAGUGCAGUCAGCAUUUGACAAGGAAAUUGAUGAAAUGGUUAAACAUUUCAUAGAGACCUACUUUAAGCCUGCUUUCAGCAAUAUCAAGGAAAAUUUAGGUCAAGGUGCUAUUAAUGACGAUGCUUUGCAAAAAAUGUCAUGCGCCCUAUUGGAGAAUGCGAAAUCCCAGUAUAAAAUAUUACGUUACAAACCACAACUAUCUACUACCAGCAAUAUCAUCACAGCUGUGCCGGAGAUAAGUACAAUGCGAGUGACAUUAAAAAGACCAGCGCUUAAUAAGCCGACAUCAACUGCAAUUGAAAUGCAAAAGAGAUUAUUUUCCGAAAAUAUGAUAUUGAAACAAACAGUACAGCAACCACUACAGCAGCCACAACACCCACCAGCACAAGUAUUGCCAUCGGUAGGGCAUAUAAAGGCAACUUUAGCACAAAAUCAUCAUCAUAGCAGUGCAUUCGUUCCACAUAAUCAAUCGCAGCAGCCACAACCACAACCAAGGAGACAAAUAUUCUGGAAUACAGCCCACAUAUCAACCACAACUAAAUUCGUUUUGGACGUACAAGCAAAUCAGGCAUUUGGCUUUGGCACCGAAGGGAAGGAACGUUUAGCCAGCAAGCAUCCCGAAUUAAUUCGUUAUUUACCCGACACUGAAGAUCGUGAUUGGCUAAUCCAUCAGCAGAUUAUACCGCAGCAAAAUCGAAAUUCUCGAUUUUUAUUUCUGAUAUAUGAUGAGGUGUGUCGCUUGUAUCAAACCCAUGAUAUCUAUAAAAAUAAAGCGUCUAUCGAUUUAUCCGUAAUGAUAACAUUUACUGUUCCCGAUUUUAUGAUACAAAAAAUGAAAGUAUUUUUUGUUGACCUGAAUAUUAAAAGUCGGGGACUUAUUACAAACUCAUAUUCCAUAGCUGGUGCAACAACAGCAACAUUGCAGCAGCCUCAACAACAAUCAAAUAGUCACUUGCGCAAUGCUUUACUUUUGGGCACUCAACAGUCCUUUUCAGCUUCCACCACAACGACGUCAAAUGUUGCCACUACAAGUGAUUCAGCAUCGUCGUCUGCCAAUGCCUCCUCAUCUCCAUCAACAUCUUCUGCCUCAUCUUCAUCUUCCAAUAUAACAUCUACAGACACAUUGUUACAACAGAAAUCCAAAUCAAGCAAUUUAAGUUCAUCUCAUGCUACUCUAACCGCACUCUUAAACAAUUCCACCUCAACUUCAAUGAAUACAUCAGUGAACUCAACAGCUAUAAAUGAAAAAUCCGGUAAUUCCUCAGUUAAUUCGUCGACAAAUCUAUCAACAUGUUCUCCCCCACCGUCUUUAUUAAACAAGUUACGGAAAUAA
This is a messenger RNA of Calliphora vicina (urban bluebottle blowfly), 1750 nucleotides long. RefSeq lists its product as uncharacterized. The record is from RefSeq and is a predicted model, not a curated record. Gene Ontology annotation, cellular component: nucleus. The transcript is spliced from 4 exons. The coding region runs from base 11 to 1750 and encodes 579 amino acids. Gene Ontology annotation, molecular function: DNA binding; nucleosome binding. NCBI's taxonomy places the organism in Eukaryota, Metazoa, Arthropoda, Insecta, Diptera, Calliphoridae.